Messenger RNA from Chlamydomonas reinhardtii, 4987 nucleotides. RefSeq lists its product as uncharacterized. Lineage: Eukaryota; Viridiplantae; Chlorophyta; Chlorophyceae; Chlamydomonadales; Chlamydomonadaceae. The transcript has 3 exons. The record is from RefSeq and is a predicted model, not a curated record. Bases 125 to 4903 code for a protein of 1592 amino acids.
CAUAAAAGUGAUGAAACACUGCACCAUAGGCAUGUUGGUUUAGUCUCGCGGUCGAAAGGAUGGUUGAGGAUUCUGAGCGUGUCGCCUGCUUUCAGCCUCACAAUCACCUAGCUUCCUAAGGUAUAUGGCAAGCACCGUGCUAGGCGCAGCCUACGGCGGCGGGCUCGUUGCGGCAUGGGCGUCGUCCACAGAGCUCACUGCGACCGGUGGCUCGGCCCCGGGCGAGCUUUGCAUCGCUGGCGCUGGCCGCGGCGGCGUGGCGGUCAAGUGCCUCACAACCUCCAGCCCCACUGACGACGCCAGCGGAGGCCUGGCCGUUGCCACACGCGGCGCCGACCUCCGGCCGUUGCUACUCACGCCGCUGCCGGCUCUCCGCUCCUUCGUGGCAUUCUCCCAUGCGCGCUCGCCCGACUCCACCGCACCCGCCUCUGCUACCCCGCUGACCGUGUUUACACGUACGCUGCGGAGCGGUGCAGGGCCACCCACAAUGCGCCCGCCGGCGAACUGGCUGGUGCAGCGGCUUCGACUCGAGGCCGCGCCGCCGCCGCCGCCACCGCCGCCAAGCGCCGCUGCGGCCGCACACACGGCCCCAGCGGCCUCCGCGCUCCGCCUCGUGCCGGCAGACGCCUACCACCCGCCAGGGGCGCAGCCGCAGCCGCUGCCAGGGGCUCCACUUGGCGGUAGCAGCGGCAGUGGACGCGUGACGGCGGCGGCGGCGGCUGUGGUGCCUGAGGGCCCGGCGGCCAAGCGCUCCCGCCUGCGCGGCCCCACGCAGCGGCUCGGCGGUGAGGGGCCAGGCGGUGAGAUGAGUCAACUGCCACCACCGCCGCACCAGGACCAGCAACACGACCAACAUCAGCAGCAGCAGGCGGCGCUAGAGUCUCACCCGGCGCGUCCUGGCGGCGGCUGGGGUAGCGGCUACAGCCUACAGCCCAACCUGGCGGCGGCAGCGGAAGCAGCAGCCGGACCCUGGGGCCAGGCCGCCAGCGGGGCAGGCGCGGAGGCGGAGUCAGAUGUCGGCUGCGGCGGCGGCGGCGGCGGCUGGAGUGUGUACCACCCGCCGCUGCCCGCCGGCCUGCCGCCGCCGCCGCUACUGCAGCCGGGCGUCACGUGUGCGCUGUGCCUGGAGUGCUGGACGGACCCGCUCAGCCGACUGCUGCCGCACCAGCCGCAGCAGCAGCCGCAGCAGCCGCAGCUGGAGGCGGCUGCCAGGGCGGCCUGGGCCCGCCUGCCACCGCUGCAGCAGCUGGCGUUCAUGUGCGGCACACCCCACGCCGCGGCCAGCCCUGCGCUAUACCGCGGCCUUCUAACGCCCAGCAGCGGCAGUAGCAGCAGCAGUGGUGGCAGUAGCAGUGGCGGUGGCGGUGGCGGCAGUAGCACGCCCACCGCCGCGGAGCUGCUGCCCUGGGGCUGCUUCCUGGUGGGUACGGCCAGUGGGCAGCUGUGGGCGCAGCCGCUGGAGCGCCGCAGCCGCCACCACCCCGGCGGUAGCAGCGCCGGCGGCGGCGGCGGCGGCGGCGCUGCCAGUGGUGGUGGCGGCAGUAGCAGUGGCCGUGGCGGCCCGCGCGAGCAAUGCGCCGAACCGGGUGCGGGGGCGGGCCAGGCCGGCGGCGGCGGCGGUACAACAGGGGGUGCGGAUGAUGCGUGUGUGGGCGUGGGUGUGUCGGGCGGUGUGUUGCUGCUGGACCUGCAGGAGCCGGUCAUGGCGCUGCUGCCCGUGUACCGCCCCGGCACACACCCACGCACACAUGACGCCGACACCCACACCGGCACACACACCGCCACCCGCUUCAAUGCCCAUGACGCCGACCCAGCGGCUGAGGGUGCCAAACCCGGCGGUGCGGGGAGUGCCGCGGGCACGGCACGGCUGCAGCCGGGACACCGCCGGCGUGGGCAGGAGCGGCAGCAGCAGGAGGAGGGGCAGGAGGGGCAGGAGGGGGAGGGGCAGGAGGAUCAGGAGGAGGAGGAGGAGCAGCAGGUGGCGGUGGCGCUGCUGGUGGUGGGGCGGAGCGGACGUGUGGUGGGGCUGAGCCCCGCACCGGCGGCGGUGGCAGCGGCUGCGGCGGCGGCCUCGGGGCGAGGGGGCCGGGCAGCCGGCGGCGGCGGCGGCGGCGGUGGUGCGAGCACCAAGUCGCUGCAAGUGCUUCAGAGCUACAGCAUGCUGACGGGCACGCCGCUGCGGCUGCUGUGUGUGUCGCAGUGGCAGCUGGGCGGCAGGCUGGCGGCGGCGGCGCUCACACCGGCCGGCGCGCUGGUGUGGGCGCUGCGCGGCAGCGGCGUAGUCCUGGCGGCGCAACUCGUGGCACCGCCGCCGCCGCCACAGCCGCCACUGCAGCCGCCUGGCGAUGAAGGCAUCGUGCCUGCUACUGCUGCCGCCGCUGGCGGCAGCACACGCAACCGCGGCGGCAGUAGCAGUGGCGGGGAGGGGGCGGCGGUGACGUUUGUGUCGGAGCUGCGGCCGCUGUGGCUGCCUGCCCCGCCCAAUGUGCGGCGGCUGGCGGCCUGCCCCGGCUGGUGGCACCACGUGGUGGCGGGCUGCGGCGGCGGCAGUAGCGGCGUGCUACUGCUGCUACAGGCCCGCAUGCCACCGCUACAGCCGCUACAGCCGCUACAGCCGCAGCAGCUGCCGCAGCCACACGGGCAGCAAGCGGGCGGGGGCCCUGCGGGCAUGUACAUAAGUGGCGGCGGCGGCGGCGGCUGUGGAGAGGCGGGGCCGCUCGCCGCGGCGGGCGUGAGCAGCUGUGCGGCGGGGCUGCUGGCGGCAUUGGCGCAGUGUGGCGGCGGCGGCGGCGGCGGCGGCGGCGGCGGCCGGCUGGCGGCGCUGCAGCAGCAGCUGCGUCAGCUGAUGGCGGCGCUGGUGGCGCUGGGUGGGCACGAGGGGGCCCUGCAGCGGGCGCUGGCGGCGCAGUGGGCGGCGUUCCAGCGGGCAGCCAGGGACCUGCCACUGGUUCGGAGUCUGUGCAGCCGCGCUCCCGCCCUCAGCUGUCGCCUGGAGCCGCAGCUGCUGCUGCCACACACAGCAGCGCCGCACACCGGUCAACCACACUGCGCAACAGAAGCACGGCAGGGAACCGGGGCAGUGCAGGGGGCAGGGGCGGGGGCGGUGCAGCUGCUGGUGCAGGUGGAGCUGGCGGUGGCGGCGGCGGCGCGGGGGCCUGGUGUCGGCCUGGCGGGUGAGUGGACGCUGCUGCUCCGCUUCGCGCCCACCGACCCAUCCCUGCCCUCGCACGUCACCGCGGUGCCGCUGCCGCCCGAGCCCCUGCCGCCCGCCGCGGGCGGCGCCGCGGCGGGCGCGGGCGGCGGUGGAGGCGGCGCCGGCGCCGGCAGGCCGCAGCUGCUGACCGCGCGCGUACUGCUGCAGCUGCCGCUCCGGCGUGCCGCGUGCGGCCCUACUGCUCACACAGGUGCUGACCACUCGCCGCACCAGCAGCAGCAGCAACAGCAGCAACAGCAGCAGCAGCUGCAGGGCGGCUGGCGGCCGGCUCCGGGGGUGCUGCAGGCAUUCUUGCUCCGCCGCAACACCAGUCCCGCCGCGGACGCAGCGGCUUCCAGGGCGGCGGCGGCUGCAGAUGGUGGUGAUGAUGGUGAGGGCUCAGAUGAGGAGGAGGGAGGGCAUGUAGGCGCGGCAGGUGUUGCGGCCCGCCGGGCGCCGGGCCAUCAGGCGGCGCCGCCAAUGGCCGUGGUGGCACUGGCGCAGCGCACGCUCACGUGUGCGGCGCUGAUGCAGCUGCCGAGCACAGCCGAUCUCGGCGGCUUGUUCAGCGGCGGCGGCGUCGGCGGCGGUAGUGGCAGUAGUGGUGGCGGUGGUAGCGCGUGGGGCAGCUGGAGCACUAGCAGCGGGCCCUGGGCUGCGCUGGGCCCCGCCCGGCCGCCGCCGCUGCUACAACGCCGCGUGCUACAGCUGCUGCUGCUGACGCCUUCGGCGCCUCCAGCGCCUGCUGGGGAAGGGGCCCCCCAUGCCACCGUGGAUGGCUGCGGCGGCGGCAGUAGCAGCGCCGCCGGCUGGCAGGCGGCCUGGCAGCGGCUGGUGGCGCUGCUGCAGCGGGCACUGCUACUGCCGCAGGGGCUGCUGCCCGCCACGGCGCCGCCACUGGGCGGACCCCGCGGCAGUGUGCGCAUCUGCGGGGGGCGGGCGGAGCUGGGCUGGCAGUGCCGAGCUGCUCAGGUGCCGCCGCCGGCGGUGGCAGCUGCAGGAGCAGGAGCAGGAGCGAAUGCUGGCGCUGGCAAUGGCGGUGGCAGCGGCGGUGCUGCAGCCAUGCCGGCAGCGGCAGUAACAUCAGCAGGUAGUGGUGGCGGUGGUGGCGGAGGUGGUGGUGGUGGUGGCGGCGGCGUGCAUGUGGGUUUGGAGCUACAGGCCGACUGCCUGCAGCUGCUGGCGUCGCUGCAGGCGGCGGUGCACGCAGCCAUGGCGGAGGGCGGCAGUAGCAGCGGCGGUAGCGCCGGGCCGGCCGCAGUAGCAUCGGCAGCCGACGGCCAGCCGCCAGCGACCCGCUCAUGCAGCAUGUCAGGGGCGGCGGCCGGGGCCGGGGUCGGGGGCUGCCGCGUGGCGCUGCAGUCGGGCGAGCGGCUGCAGGAGGCGGUGCGGCAGCUGCGGCGGCUGGCGGCGGCGAUGGAGGAGGCGCGAGUGUGGCGGCGACAGCUGGCCGCCCUGCAGCAGCAGCAGCAGCAGCAAACUGGGCAGCAACAGCAUUGUCGGAGUGGAGAGCAGGAGCGGCUUGUGGGAGCGGGGUUGCACACAGGAGCGGAGGCUCUGGGAGCGGGUGGAGGGGAGGGAUGGGAGGCGGGGGUGCAGGCGGGUGCGGAGGCGGCGCAGCUGCAGGCGCGGCUGCGGGAGCGGCUGGCGGCUGUGUACGACAAGUACAGCGAGGUGACGGCGGCCAGUCUGCUGCUGCUGGUGCCCUAGGGUGGCUGAUGGUGUGGUGGCGCGGUGAGGCGCGACGUAAUGGCACGGCCUUCCUCCAGGCCUGUACAUCCCAACCGUCAGAUU